This is a messenger RNA of Lithohypha guttulata, 1164 nucleotides long. RefSeq lists its product as uncharacterized. The record is from RefSeq and is a predicted model, not a curated record. The transcript has 2 exons. Bases 1 to 1164 code for a protein of 387 amino acids. NCBI's taxonomy places the organism in Eukaryota, Fungi, Ascomycota, Eurotiomycetes, Chaetothyriales, Trichomeriaceae.
AUGUCGUCGCAAAGCUACUAUAACGAUCAGUCGAAACAUGAGGGUUACCAGUAUAAUAACCCACCACCUUACACACAACAUCAAGGAUAUCAGUAUCCUCCCUCGGACGUGAUUCAGUCACAAGAACGAGCACAAAAUCCAUACGGCUAUCCAGAAAGUAAUGCCCCGCAACCUUACUAUGGUCAACCGCCAGCACCACAACAGCCACCUUAUGGUCAGCAACCACACCAGACUUACUACCAAGAUCCACAAUAUGGACGAUACGAUUCACAGACCUACAACUAUCAACACCAGCAAUAUCAAGCUUCAGCCUACAAUGCUGCUUAUGCUCAACCACCUCAACAGCCAUUAUACCAACAACCACCAGCCUACGACCAAUACGGCUACGAUGCCUCCCGUCAACAAGGCUACAACCAAUACGCGCAAUCGCAGAUCCCACCAGACCCAGCCAUCACGGCAGCAAAAGUAGACCCAAAUGCACCUGUAAAUACGGAAGCAGAUCGUGGUCUAAUGGGCGCACUGGCAGGCGGAGCAAUGGGAGCCUCCGGUGGCCAUCAAAUGGGCCACGGAGUCAUAGGCACUGUCGCAGGCGCCUACGCAGGCCACAAGCUCGAAGACCACCUCAAAGACAAGAAGAAAAAGAAAAAGUCAUCAAAGCCACACCACCACAGACGCGAAAGACGCGGAUCUCACUCCAGUAGCAGCUCCAGCAGUUCUUCCAGCUCCUCUUCUUCCUCCUCCGACUCCGAAAACGGCAAAAAACACAGACGCCGCAGGAAGAAGGACAAACACGUCAGCACUGCCAUUGCAGGAGCAGGCGCCGCCUCCUAUGCCUCCAGCUACGCCGGCAACUUCUCCACUUCCACCACAAACAUCACCCUCGACCGGGACUAUGACCUCAUCGCCCUCUGCUCCACUUCCUCUGGCAAGGAGAAACUCAGCAGCAUCAAGCUCAACGACUACCUCGGCAACGAACACGGUGUCUUUCGCUGGAUACGGGGAGGCAACGCCUUUGCGACUGCGAGGAAGGUGAGGUUGCUUCCUGGGUCGCCGAUGACGCUUGAGGCCGAAUUGGGCGAUGGGCGGGGAGGGUGGAAUCGGAGUCGGGUUAUUUUGGAUCAGCGGAUUGGGAAUGUGGAUGGGGAACUUGUGUAUAUUUCCUGA